UAUAUAAUUGGGUCUGAGAGUAACCGUCCAAGGCUUCCAGUUCUUAAGCAAAGCUCCCAUUUCGCCCCUCGAAAGCGUGGCUGUCCUCCAUUCGGCGGCCAUGGCGGACAAGAAGAGAAAAGUGAGAGACGAGAUGAAGCAGAAGGCAACAAAGACUAACAAAAAGUUCAAUGGCAAGUCAUUGAGCAACAAGAAUAAGAAAGACGAUAAAGGAAAGAAGAGGAAGACCGGUCCUCGUUUGCCUAACGCGCUGCGAAAGGAGCUCGACCGCAUAAAUCCUGAUAACCAAUUUAACGGCGAAGAAGACGAAGAUAUACUCUCUGAUGAGGUAAACGACUUCUAUGAGUACGAGGAAGAGGUGGCUGAAGAAGAGUCGAAGAAGAACCGCCGUUAUGAUCCUGUCGAGAACUACGAGUACCAAUUGCCUGAGAAAUUCAAGGAUGAGAAUGUGCAAUCGGAUGAUGACGAUGACGAUGGUAAUGAUAAGAACAAUGGUGAUGCUAACAAGUUUAAGGAUUCAAAAGUUAAAAGGAAAAACUUAGACCAACUUAAUAAUGAUUUUCAAGAGGAAGAUGAUGAAAGGCAUUUAAGGAUGUUGCAAGGAAUCACUGGAAUGCCAACUGAGGCUUUUGAAGACAAGAAGAAGAAGAAGAAGAAUUUCGUCAUAUCCGAGGCAUAUCCUGAGUCUGAAUAUAACCCAACUCGUGAUAUUCUAGAUGGUGAUGGCCGCAUUACAAUUGAAGAUCUUCUGGGAAGUCUUCAGGGAAAGCCUGCGUAUAGCCAACUACGUAAGAGAACCCAUCAGAUGGAGAAAAAGACUGCUCCUCUCCAUGCUCCUCUUUCAAAGGAUGUUCGAGAUAUGUUGGAGAGGAAGGCAGCUUAUGAACAAUCAAAGAAGGAUAUUACAAAGUGGGAGCCCUUAGUUAAAAGAAAUAGAGAGGCUCCUACCAUUAUUUUUGACAGAGAUACGGAAUUGGGUUUUUCAACUGUGGGGGCAAUAGCUUCUGAAUUUGAACCUAGAACAGAGUUUGAGAAGAAGAUGGCUUCAUUAGUUUAUGAUGACAAGGUUAUGGAAGCUCAUAAAGAAGAUGGUGCCAGACUUCUUGAGUUAAAUAAGAUCUCUGCUGAAGAUGUCAAAGACAAAUGGAAUCAUAUUGCUAAAAUGCGCAGCCUUCUUUUCCGUCACGAAGUGAAAAUGAAACGCAUCAAAAAGAUAAAAUCCAAAGUUUAUCAUCGAAUGCUGAAAAAAGAUAGAUUGAAAGUGUCAUCAGAUGAAAUGCAUAUGGAUCCGGAAGCAGCUAAGGAACAAGCAAUGAAGCAAGAGUUCAAACGGGCAGAGGAACGCAUGACUUUGAAGCACAAAAACCGUUCAAAGUGGGCAAGGCGUAUUUUAGAUCGUGGUUUAAGUGUCCAAGAUGAAGGCACUAAAGCCGCUAUAGCUGAACAACUCCACCAGCAUGCUCUUUUGACUAGAAAAAUGAAAUCUAUGAAGGAAAGUAGCAGUGAUGACAGCAGCAAUGAGGAAGAAGAUGAAGAUUCUGCUGGUUCUGACCAUGAUGGGCCAUCAAAGAUGUUAACAAAAGCAAAAGAGAAGACACUAAGGGUAUUGGAAGAGGAUGAUGAAGUGCCAAAUUCAGGAGUGCUUUCUUUACCUUUCAUGAUGCGUGGAUUGAAGAAAAAGAAGGAAGAAGCAGCUGAAGAAGCUAAGCUUGCUCUUCAAGAGUAUGAAUCAUCACUGAAUCAACUGGAAGGUGCAGCUGGGCUAGAAAAUACAAAAGCAGGCACUGUGAGUGGCAGAAGAGUGUUUGGUGCAUCUGGAAUGCAGGCUAUAGAAAAAAAUAAUAAGAUCAAAUCAGACAAUAGUUAUGCGAAUAGUGACAGUGAAGAGGAACUCGGGGAGAGAGAAGAUGAUGAUCUUGGCUUGGCCAGAACAAAAGACGUGCAAAAGGAUGUUAAUGCUAAUUCUGUUUUACUUGGUGAGGAUUCUGAGACUCGACGGGAUUCUGUGUUUAAGAGUUAUGAUGAUAUUGUUGGAGAAGCUGGUCCCAAGACAACAUAUGAAGUUUCGAUGUUCGUAUCAGACACUUGGAAAAAGAUGAAAAGCGAAACUAAAGUGGAUACUAAUAUUAAAAGGUCCCCAAAGUUUGUUGAACCUGUUAAGCACAAUCAAGACGAAAAGGUAAUGGGCGAGGAAAGUGAUACAGAUAGCGAAGGACAGAUGGUGGAUGGGAUUUUAUCUUCAGGCGCUAGAAGUUCUUAUGAACUUCCUUCUCAAGCAGAGCUUAUUCGCGAAGCUUUUGCUGGUGACGAUGUGGAAGAAGAAUUUAGCAAGGAUAAAGAGGAGCUUUUGGAUGAGGAAAAUCCUGAACCUGAGAAACCUGUCUUACUACCAGGUUGGGGCCAGUGGACAAGUAUACAGAAGAAGAAAGGCUUGCCUUCCUGGAUGGUGGAAGAGCAUGAAAUUGCAAAGAAGAAAAGGGAAGAUGCUCUUAAGAAACGGAAGGAUGCACAUCUGAAACAUGUUAUUAUCUCAGAGAAAUUGGAUAAAAAGGCUGAAAAAUUGCAUACAAAAACAUUGCCAUACCCUUUCACAUCAAAAGAAGUUUUUGAACAGAGCAUCCGUAUGCCUAUUGGGCCUGAAUUCAAUCCUGCAACAGCAAUUGGAGCUCUCAAUCGGCCUGAAGUGGUGAAAAAACAAGGGCUGAUUAUUAAACCAAUCAAAUAUGAAGAUGUGGAUCCAUACGAAAGAGAGGAGCACAAAAGGAAGAGUGGACAGACGGGGAAGCCAAGAAUAAAAAAGAUUCAGAAUAAAUUAAAGGCGGUGGUGGCCAAAUCAUAAGAAGAUAGAGACAACUAAUACCUCAUAGACAUUUGAGAAAAGAGAGUUUCCGGCUAUGUUUUUUUUUUUUUUUCUGGAAAUCAUCAAAUUUUGUUACCUAAUGAAAUAUGUUCGAGAAGUUCAAGACAGUUUUUUUUUUUUUUUUUUUUUUUUUUGUUGUUGGA
This is a messenger RNA of Jatropha curcas, 3003 nucleotides long. RefSeq names its product U3 ribonucleoprotein (Utp) family protein. Lineage: Eukaryota; Viridiplantae; Streptophyta; Magnoliopsida; Malpighiales; Euphorbiaceae. Gene Ontology annotation, biological process: rRNA processing. The record is from RefSeq and is a predicted model, not a curated record. Gene Ontology annotation, cellular component: small-subunit processome; nucleolus.